Dioscorea cayenensis subsp. rotundata (Guinea yam) is the source of this 1866-nucleotide messenger RNA. RefSeq names its product protein DETOXIFICATION 20-like. Lineage: Eukaryota; Viridiplantae; Streptophyta; Magnoliopsida; Dioscoreales; Dioscoreaceae. Gene Ontology annotation, molecular function: xenobiotic transmembrane transporter activity; antiporter activity. Gene Ontology annotation, cellular component: membrane. The record is from RefSeq and is a predicted model, not a curated record. The coding region runs from base 64 to 1572 and encodes 502 amino acids. Gene Ontology annotation, biological process: xenobiotic detoxification by transmembrane export across the plasma membrane. The transcript is spliced from 8 exons.
UGCAAAUUCCAACCCAUUUUAGUGCCAUUACUCUCCAACGCUCCAGUUCCCAGUACGUCGUCAAUGGAGAAAAAUUUGGGAGAGAGGCUGCUCGACGGCCAUGGGAACGGCCAUGAAGAGCAGAGAAGUGACGUGGAAGAGGAAGAGGAGACGAAGAGUUUUGGGAGAAGGGUUUUGGAGGAGAACAAGAAGCUUUGGAGGGUUGCCGGACCAUCCAUCUUCACUAGAUUCUCCACCUUCGGCGUUACUGUUAUCAGUCAGGCUUUCGUCGGCCAUAUCGGUCCUACUGAACUCGCCGGCUAUGCCCUCGUAUCCACCGUCCUCGUACGCUUCGCUAAUGGCAUCCUGUUAGGCAUGGCAAGUGCACUAGAAACUCUAUGUGGUCAAUCUUACGGUGCAAAACAAUAUCACAUGCUUGGCAUUUACCUACAAAGAUCAUGGAUUAUCUUGUUUGUAUGUGCGGUGUUACUUCUCCCCAUAUUUAUCUUCACAACCCCACUACUAAAGCUUCUAGGCCAAGAAUCAUCUAUUUCGUCAAUGGCGGGAAUUAUAUCCAUAUGGUUCAUUCCUGUCAUAUUCUCCUACGUUUGGGGGUUCACCCUCCAGAUGUAUCUCCAAGCGCAGAGCAAGAACGUAAUCAUAACCUACUUGGCAGUUCUUACCCUUGCCCUCCAUUUUUUCUUCUCGUGGCUGUUGGCUAGGAAGCUGAGUUUGGGGCUUGAUGGAAUUAUGAUUUCCAUGAUCUUUGCGAUGUGGCUUCCUGUAAUUGGCCAGCUUGGCUUUGUGUUUUUUGGUGGCUGCCCUCAGACGUGGACGGGGUUCUCAUUUGAUGCUUUUAAGGAUCUUUGGCCAAUCAUCAAGCUUUCUCUCUCAUCUGGUCUAAUGCUUUGUUUGGAGUUAUGGUACAACACUAUCUUGGUCCUUUUAACAGGAUAUAUGGAGAACGCAGAGGUUGCUAUUGAUGCUCUGUCCAUCUGCCUCAACAUCAAUGGGUGGGAAAUGAUGAUAUCAAUUGGUUUCUUGGCAGCAUCAGGUGUGAGGGUGGCUAAUGAGCUAGGUGCAGGAAGUGCAAAACGUGCCAAGUUUGCGAUUGUUAAUGUUGUGGCAACAUCUUUCUUCAUUGGAUUCUCUCUCUUUAUAGCAUUUCUAUUUUUCCGGGGGAGUCUUGCCUAUGUUUUCACAGACAGCUUAGAGGUGGCUUCUGCUGUUGGAAACUUAUCUCCUCUAUUGGCAGUCUCCAUUUUGUUGAAUAGUGUUCAACCCGUUCUUUCAGGCGUUGCUGUCGGUGCGGGCUUGCAGGGUGUGGUUGCUUAUGUCAACAUAACUUGCUACUAUUUGAUCGGAAUUCCCCUUGGAUGUUUGCUUGGUUAUAUAUUGGGUUUCCAUAUUAAGGGGAUUUGGUUGGGAAUGUUAAUUGGCACAUUUGUUCAAACUCUGGUGCUUCUUUUCAUCACAUGCAGAACUGACUGGGACAAACAGGUAGUUUUGACCAAGGAGCGUGUCAGCAAGUGGUACAUGGAAGAAAGAAGAAAGGCUUCUAGCAGAAAUGCACAGCGUAAUGAACUGGCUUAAGUUGCUUUGUUGUCUUGGAAGCAGGGAAAGCUAAGGGCUUGUUUGUCAGCCAUGUUUUUCUAUUUUUUCAAUUAAAUGUCUCAUGUCUUAGAAAAACACAGCGAAUUAUUAGUUAUUUUAUCAACAACUGGUAAUAUCUUAAUCCAAAGCCCUGCCACAUAAUGUAAUCAUAUUGCCACCUUCUAUAAACACCGGCUUUUUUUUGUACUAGGGCGAAGACUAGGGAUCGAAUUCUCAUUGUAUGCAGUGUGAAAUGUGUGGUAUACUAAAAAAACCUGCAUAUGUUUUUUAUUA